CCACAGAGGCGGAAGUACUUCAACGUACACAACGCUGGUGCUGGUCACACGUGGGUACGCAGGCUUGUCAGAGUAAUGUGGUAAGUUCAGUUUAUCAAAACAUGUCGAAGAGGCAGAGAGCUAUGUCAGAAGAAAACACCGCUUCUGAAGUGGGACAUGAGGAGGAGGAGGUCCAGGAACCGCCGCCUGAGACCAGACGGACCCGCAGCGGCCGCAAAGUGCGCACUCCUGCCGCACUGCUAGACUCCGAAGCCCCGGUGAGGACUCCCACCCGGAGAACAAGGAGGUCUGUCCUCCAGGAGCUGCCGGCAGUGGAGGAGAAAAACACGGAGGUGGUCGAGCGGAGACCCGAGAGUCUACCCGAGGAGGAGCUCAGCAUUGCCGCUGAACCGGAGCCGCACACCGAGGCUGCAGCGGACACACACACAGCCGAAGAUAGACAUCUGCCCGAGCCAGCACCGGCAGAAACAGCGCCCACAAGUACCGCGACCAUCCCCAAGAAGAAGCCUCGUUUGGGGUCAAGUGGAAACCAGAGCCCGGUGAUCCCGCUGGGAAAACCCAAAUCUGGGAGGGUGUGGAAGAACCGCAACAAACAGAGGUUCUCUGCAGUGGUGAGAGAUAAGCAGCUAUGCUCUUCUUGGGAAAAGAAGAUGGCAGCCAAGCGGGAGAAGGAACUGCUGAAACAGUAUUCUUUGCAGCUUAAAGAAGAGAAAGCCAAACAGAAAGAGGAUAAGAGGAAGAGAAGAGAAGAAAACUUGAAACGGCGCGCAGAGAACGAGCGCAAAGCGGAGAUUGUGCAAGUGAUCAAGAACACGGCAAAGAUCAAGAGGAUGAAGAAGAAACAACUGAGGAAAAUCGAGAAGCGAGACACACUGGCCCUGCUGCAGAAGUCACAGAAGCAGACUGUGAAAGCCAAAGGGCCAAAAAGUAAUAAGCUUGACCCUGUGACAUAAUAAAAAAUGCAUUUGUUCAGUU
This is a messenger RNA of Acanthopagrus latus (yellowfin seabream), 975 nucleotides long. RefSeq names its product coiled-coil domain containing 86 (gene ccdc86). The transcript is spliced from 4 exons. Lineage: Eukaryota; Metazoa; Chordata; Actinopteri; Spariformes; Sparidae. Bases 102 to 953 code for a protein of 283 amino acids. Gene Ontology annotation, cellular component: nucleolus. The record is from RefSeq and is a predicted model, not a curated record.